GUGCCGGUCCGGCGGCGCGGGCCGGGGUCGCCGCGGGCUGCCCGGAGGGGGGCGGAGCAGGAGCUGCGCGAGCCGCCGCGCUCGUGCGCGGGCUGGCCGGUAGGGGCCGUUGCCACCCCCCGCAGGGGGAGGGGGGGCGGAGCCGGGCGCGGCGCGAGGCCGGGUCGAGCGGCGGCGGCGCUUCUCCUCUCCCAGCCGGCGGCGGCGGCGGCCAUGGCGGCCGUCCUGUCCCCGCGCCUCUGCGAUAGCGACCCAGCUACGCCCAGCGCACAAUCCUUGAAGGAUGACACAGAAGAAAAUUCCAAUGAUGGCAGCCAGCCAUCCAAAAGACGACGUAUGGGCUCAGGAGACAGUUCUCGGAGCUGUGAAACUUCUAGUCAAGACCUCGGAUACAGCUAUUUUCCUGCUGAAAACUUGAUAGAAUACAAGUGGCCACCAGAUGAAACAGGAGAAUAUUAUAUGCUUCAGGAGCAAGUCAGUGAAUAUUUGGGUGUGACUUCCUUUAAAAGAAAAUAUCCCGAUUUAGAAAGACGAGAUCUAUCUCACAAGGAGAAACUCUACCUCAGAGAACUAAAUGUUAUCACAGAGACUCAGUGCACACUAGGCUACUCCAGAGUCUGCACUGUGGACAAGAGCCAUAAAGAAACAAACAACACAAGAAACACCCUAUAAAUUUAUCUGAAUAAAUUCAUGUUUAUCAAAUAAUUUGUAUUAAACACAUUUGAAUAUUUAAUUUCAUGCCAUAAUUGACUGGCUAUGAAGAGACAUCAGGGAUCCAUAUUAUAAGCAUCUUCCUUGGUCCUUAACCCAAAAUGUUACAUCCUAACAGUCAUUCAAUGAAAAGAAGAAGAAAAAAAAAAGCAUAAAAAUAUAAUAAAGUAAAAUAAAAUAUCUAUCAGUUUCCGAGUUUCUUUAGUAUAAUUCUGACAUUCUUUUUCAGUAUAAAUGUCAAGUUUUACUUUCAGUCUUAGUAUGUUCUUGGGCUCAAAAGAUACAUCUACAUUAAAAUCUGAGUUUGGAUCUGAGGUGUGCUUUUGAAUAAUUUCUCUCCAUGGUCCCCAUGUGCCAUGCUUUGGUUCACAGCAUGGAGUGUUCAUUUCUAUCUGGCGCAUUUCUAUGGGAUGAAAAUAAACCACCGUACACACCCAAAGGGCAAGACUGACGCGCUGCUGCUGCUGAAUGUUUGGUCCCUGGGACCAGAGUAGGUCUAGUCCAGUGUAAAAGCCCCAAAGGCACAAAAUGUGGGUGGUGGGUCCCCAGCACCAGUUGCUCAAUCCACAAGCCCACUCCUAUCAUGACAAACCACUUCCUCCUAUAGGCUUAGUAACUGAUGUCUGGUAGCAUCGAGGCCAAUGAUACACGUGCAAAACGUUUUCUGUUAUCAGUUCCGAAAUUGCUACUUUUUCAAAUUGCUCACUCCUUUCUUGCUCCUGAAUUGUAACACAGGCCAAAUAGGCUUUCUAUUUGCUAGCUGUUUAUCAAAACCUGCCUUUACAAUACUUAUACCAUAUCACCUCCUUUCUACCUUUUUUUAAAGGUAAACUGUCCAGUAUUUUCAGUCUCUUCUCACAUGGGAAAUGUCACAUGUCCUUUUCCAUUCCUGUCACCUUUCCCUGAACUCUGUCUUGCUUUGCUGCAGGAUUCUUGUGAAACUUGGGAGUAUUGGGCGACCAGUCCUGCAUGUGUUAUUCCAAAUGUGAAUGCAUCAUCGAUUUACAUCAUUAAUUGCCUGCAUUUCGCACAUUAUUCUCCAUCCUGUUCCUUUUGCAGUCUAACAUCUUGCCUGACCAAUAAAUUAGAGCUGUGUUCUACAUCCAAAUGAUCACUGAGCCAUCCACAGUGGCACUCAGCUGCCUUUCCCAAACCACUACAGGUAAUUGAGGACCCUGUAAGGCAUAUGAGCAGAUCCAUUUUCUUCUCCCUCUUCAGUGUGCAACACUUUGUCUGAACAGAGCUGAACUUUGUCUGGUACCAUGUCAUCUAUUCAUCUAGUCGGAUUAGGUGCCUCUGAAGUUUCUAAUAGCCUUUUCAGAUUUUGA
This is a messenger RNA of Tyto alba (common barn owl), 2039 nucleotides long. Its product is annotated as PHD finger protein 10-like. The coding region runs from base 214 to 672 and encodes 152 amino acids. The record is from RefSeq and is a predicted model, not a curated record. The transcript has 5 exons. NCBI's taxonomy places the organism in Eukaryota, Metazoa, Chordata, Aves, Strigiformes, Tytonidae.